UAAAACACAAUUUGUCAGUUUUGUGUAGGUAUUUGCUAGGGUAGUAGGGACUUGAGUUUUUUCUUAGAGAGCUAUUAUAUUUCGUGAAACUAUUGACUUGUUCUGAGAGCGUGCAUUCGUAAAGAAUAAGACCAGGAUAUGAAAAUUGACCUAACUUUAGAUAUAAUUGAACACCAGCAUUUCCACACCCAAUUCUACUCGAUACGGAAGCAAAUACUUCGAACAACACGAUUCGAUGAAGCAGAGGUUGAGCGGUUAUUGAUGACUUAUUACAAAUUUGCUCUUGUCAGUGGCCACAAGCGAAUGACACGAGCCCAGUUCUCAACUUAUUGUCAGACUUUGAUGAAUCUCGAAUUAGAAUGGAUCGAUACCAUUAUUACCUUCAUUGAUCCUAGCUCGAAAAAUUCGAUUUCUCCGGAAGAUUUCGUCUACUUAUUUGACGUGUGGUGCUUUUCAAAUUUGGAAGAAAAAAUUAAAUUUUGCUUUGGAGUUUACGAUACGUCUGCGACUGGAUUUUUGACCCGGGAGUCAUUACGAAAGGCUUGCAAGGAUAUGGUACAUGGGAGCACCCCCGAAGACACAGAAGAAUUAACUCAAGAAUACAUAGAUUUCCUUCUCCGAAAAUUUGAUCUUGAUCGUGACGGAAAAAUAUCGUUCGAAGACUAUUCACGAACUGUAGUAAAAACCCCUUUGUUAGCUGAAUUUCUUGGACAAGUCUACCCAGACUUGAGUACUAUCCAUGCAAUUUUCGGUUAAUGGGAGGAGUAAAAAAUUUUAAGAAUAAAGAGUACCUUACACGGUAA
Molecule: messenger RNA, 803 nt
Organism: Hermetia illucens (black soldier fly)
Lineage: Eukaryota; Metazoa; Arthropoda; Insecta; Diptera; Stratiomyidae
Product: EF-hand calcium-binding domain-containing protein 1-like
Exons: 3
Coding region: 139-756 (205 amino acids)
Molecular function (GO): calcium-dependent protein serine/threonine phosphatase regulator activity; calcium ion binding
Source: RefSeq, a predicted model, not a curated record